This is a messenger RNA of Acromyrmex echinatior (Panamanian leafcutter ant), 1155 nucleotides long. Its product is annotated as lactoylglutathione lyase. Lineage: Eukaryota; Metazoa; Arthropoda; Insecta; Hymenoptera; Formicidae. The record is from RefSeq and is a predicted model, not a curated record. Gene Ontology annotation, molecular function: metal ion binding; lactoylglutathione lyase activity.
AUGCUAUAUAUAGAUCGUUGCCGACAUUAAGCGUCUGUACUUGGUAUACGACAUACGUAGCACGUAGCUGUACUCUCAUCGGGCUCUCAAGUAUCAUCUCGCGUUUACUCGCGUGACAUUUUUCCUCGUGUGUACGGCGUUACCAGUUACUCUGGCGUCUUUCGAGGAAGAGGUUACUUCCACCUUAUCAUUUCCGGUCUUGCGGUAAUACUGACUUCCGACUCCUGCAUUAGAGAUAAUAAUUAGAUGAUAGCAGAUUAUAUGUGUGCAACACUAUAUAUAUACUUGUAUAAUCAUAUAUCACUUGGCCAGUAAUAUGGGUGAGCCGUUGGGUUUGAGCAGCAGCGAAGUUCGCAAACUUUGUAAAACUCCAGACCCUUCAACAAAUGGGUAUAUAAUGCAGCAAACAAUGUUCCGUAUAAAAGAUCCAAGAAUCACCCUACCUUUCUAUACUGAAGUUCUCGGAAUGACCUUGCUGCAAAAGCUUGACUUUCCAGAAAUGCAAUUCUCCUUAUAUUUCCUUGGAUACGAGGACCAGAAUGAAAUACCACUCGAUCGUAGAGAAAGUAUCGAAUGGACAUUCCGUAGAAAAGCGGUCAUAGAGUUAACUCACAAUUGGGGGUCAGAAACAGAUCCUGAUGUAAAAUAUUACAAUGGAAAUAUAGAUCCCAAAGGAUUUGGUCAUAUUGGAAUAGCAGUACCUGAUGUUAACAAAGCGUGUCAAAGAUUCGAGAUGUAUGGCGUUGAAUUUGUGAAGAAACCAAAUGAUGGCAAAAUGAAGGGGAUCGCCUUCAUUAAAGACCCUGAUGGUUACUGGAUCGAAAUCCUACAUGGCGCUAACAUUGCCAAUUAUAUGUUAGGUGCUUAAAUAUAUUUUGCGCCAGAGCAAUAAGUCCUUAAAUUUAAUGUAAUUCAAUGUAAUUCAAUGAAAUUCAAUGUAAUUCAUUGUAUUGGAUGUAAUGUUCUACUAUGUAAUCAACAAUCAGAGAUUACUAUCAAAUUCGAUAUAUAUUACAUAUAUACAUAUAUAUAUAUAUAUACAUAUAUAUAUAUAUAGACUCAGUAUAGAUGUGAGAAACCAGAAUCAUUAUAUAUAAGUUAACGCGAGUGAAAAUGAUACGUAUUUAUGCACACUAUAUAUCUUUUAGCACACAA